Messenger RNA from Corticium candelabrum, 1884 nucleotides. Its product is annotated as lipid scramblase CLPTM1L-like. The coding region runs from base 2 to 1624 and encodes 540 amino acids. The record is from RefSeq and is a predicted model, not a curated record. Gene Ontology annotation, cellular component: endomembrane system; membrane. The transcript has 16 exons. NCBI's taxonomy places the organism in Eukaryota, Metazoa, Porifera, Homoscleromorpha, Homosclerophorida, Plakinidae.
CAUGAGCUGGUUGUCUCUCACCAACGUUGUCUUAGUUCUCUUUUUUCUCUAUUUCGUAAAUAUGUUUUACACGUUCUAUGUCAUGUUCAAUCCCGAGUCUUGUGCAGCGGGCACAGGUGACUGCCUUGAACCUCACGCCAGACCAGAAGACUCGCUCGAGUUGCGUAUCUACGUGUCGGAAAAAGAGUCAAUUGGGAAAGGUGCUAGGGCGAGGAAAGAGAUUCUGUCUCGAAAGCUGCUGCUCGAUGAGGCAUUCGUGGAAACUAUGAACAUUUCAUUACCGUUGACAACAAGGAGGAAUGGAAGCUUAUUUGCACACAUCUUUGUUGCAAAGGCUGGAGAAUUGAGUGUCAGUGAUUCUACAUGGACGUCUUCUAUUGUAGUACCCCUGACACAAAUGACUGUGAAGAAAGCAGAGACAAUGAGUUUGCUGUCGGAACAAACAAAUGACACGGUUGAGAGUAUUAGCACGGAGGCGGUUCAAUCAGAUGUACCAGUGAGCCACUGGAGAACUAAACUGACUGUUCAUAUUAUGGAAACUCCGAUAUCGUUUUCAAGGAGUAAAGGGUAUCCUGGAGAACUGAGAGAUCAUGUUCGGUUUACAGUUGGCUACAAAUACUUGCCUGUUGUAUACGUAGAUGAGCUGAGCAUUUUGUUGAAACAUCUCCAUCCAAUAGAUAGUGAUUCUGAGGAGAUGCCACUUGAAAUAAGAUACUCUUCAAUAAGUAUUGGUUUGCUACGAAUGUGGCUAUCAAUGCAAAACUCAUUGAGCAUGAUGAGUAGACUUGGCUUUACCGAAAACGACAUCGAUCAAGUAAAAGGGAUCUUUGUCGAUACUAAUCUGUAUUUUUUGGCAUUGACAUUUUUAGUGUCAGCAUUUCACAUACUCUUUGACUUUUUGGCAUUCAAGAAUGAUAUCAGCUACUGGAGAGAGCGUAAGAGCAUGGUCGGAUUGUCAAGCCGUAGUGUCGCGUGGAGGUGUUUCAGUCAGCUGGUUAUCUUUGUCUACUUGCUUGACGAAAAGACAAGUCUGUUGGUCAUCGUUCCGGCUGGCAUCUCAUCAGUCAUUGAGGUAUGGAAAGUAUGGAAGGCGUUCAAGAUUGAAAUAAAAUGGAAUGGUUGGAUGCCAACACUAAAGACUGGCGACAGCUCGGAUGUGGAAAAGGAGACUGAGAAGUUGGAUUCAGAGGCGAUGAGGUAUUUGAUGUACCUGCUGAUCCCGUUAGUUGCUUUGGGUGCUGUCUACUGUCUGGUCUACUUGCAAUACAAAAGUUGGUACUCGUGGUUCGUGCACAGCCUUGUUAAUGGAGUAUACGCUUUUGGAUUUAUAUUUAUGUUACCUCAGCUAUUCCUUAACCACAAGUUAAAGAGUGUUGCACAUUUACCUUGGAGAGUCUUCAUGUACAAGGCGUUCAACACUUUUAUCGACGACUUGUUUGCAUUUAUUAUUGCUAUGCCAACAUCUCAUCGAGUUGCAUGCUUCAGGGAUGACAUCGUCUUUGUCGUCUUUCUCUACCAGAGAUGGUUGUAUCCUGUUGAUAUGAAACGAGUGAACGAAUUUGGUAGAUCCUAUGAUGAUCCACAAGCACAGCCGACGAAACAGAAAGGCAAAAAACAAGACUAGACAGGUGUAUGAAUACUGGACGUGUACAAAUAUAACUGACAAUCGGACUGUUAAGUUAAUUAAUAAUUAUGUGAGUCUUGGUUGCUCGUGUUACCAAUGACAGUAUUAGAUCGACAAUCUCUGAAUGUCCUAUUGUGGAACUUUUGAGGGACUGUGAGGACCAUACAAUAUAGUAGAGCGAGUAUGGUAACAAAUCUAUACGACGAGUAGCACAUGCAGAAUGAUGAACAAAUUUGAGUUUGACGUGCUGAGUGGCUGUG